This is a messenger RNA of Cephus cinctus (wheat stem sawfly), 2705 nucleotides long. RefSeq lists its product as uncharacterized. The record is from RefSeq and is a predicted model, not a curated record. NCBI's taxonomy places the organism in Eukaryota, Metazoa, Arthropoda, Insecta, Hymenoptera, Cephidae.
AAUUAUUUUAAGGGGGAGAAGCGGGUCAACCAAAUUGGAUUAAUUGAUGGCAGUUUCAAAAUGCAUCACCAUCAAGAUCGUACUUUUCUCAAUUGGGAUUGUCCAAGCCCUCAUAGCUUACGACUGCAAGGGGAACAAUCUCAACAUUACUACGUUGUCACUAUUAAAAAUAGGAGAAUGCGACAUUCCUCCCGUCCAACCAAAAAUCCAAAAUGUCGAUAUACAACUCUUACAAUUGACCGACUUUACUACGACUGAAGUAAUACAAUGCAAGAUAGUAAUAGAUCGCGAUGUGUUACAUUGUGGUAUGCAUUCUCACAUUUCUGCAGUCGCCUUAGGGAAAAUGCAAUAUCUACACGAAAUUUCACGUGAAGAAUGUCAUAAAAUACAUCGAACAAGAGCUUACCACAUUUCUUCAAAUAAUUACAUCACAGGAUUGUCUUUAAAUGGAACAUCAACGCGUCCAAUAAUUUUUGCCGGUACAAUCAAAACAGAUGGAUCUUGCCAGGGUAUUCAAUAUUCCGAUCCUUAUGGAUCAUGGUCUGAUGUCGUAGUUCAAGGCACAGUUAAAAUAUCACUAUACAAUUUCUAUGCUAUCGUGAAAUUAAAUGCUAAUACCAUUAGCAUGCCUUCUGGUAAAACAUGCACGCUCACAGCUGCAGCUUGUCCAGAUGAUGAAAUGGGAAAUUCGUUUUGGACCCCUAUACCAAACGACGAUUGUCACUAUAAACGCUAUACAGUACUUUUUGAAGGUAGAGCAACACUUCUCCAAAAUAAUUCUACUACUGUCAGCCGAUACAACAAGGAAAUCUACACAUUGAAUCAAGAGGACUUCACCUUUGCAUUGGCAAAAAGAGGGGAACGUAAGAUCUGUGGUUACACCUUGAUUGAAACUGAACAUCCAAAGCUUUUCAUAGUGGACAGUCGAGCAGAUGGAACAUUUGCAAAGAAGACAUCAAUCGAUACUACCAACAUGGACAUAUUCACGUAUGUAAACUCUAAAUUUGUUUAUGUUGAAAAGCAUAUAAAUCAACAGCUUACAACACUGUACCAUGAUGUCCUAAUGCAACGAUGUCUCCUACAACAACAAAUAUUGGAAAACGCCUUAGUCUUAGCCGUGGUGGCUCCCGACGAAUUCGCAAAGACUAUCAUGGACCAUGCCGGAUACAUGGCUGUCGCCGCUGGAGAGGUCAUUCACAUCAUCAAAUGCAUACCGGUGGAAGUAAAAAUACGUCACACGACAACUUGUUACCAACAACUGCCUGUGUUCAGAGGAAACAGCAGCUAUUUUGUGACUCCGAGAACGCAUAUGCUAUUAUCAACAGGAACAGAGAUUGAUUGUAACGACAUUGUCCCACCUAUGUAUUUAAUUAAUGACAUUUGGUAUAAAUUCUCUCCACAGCCCAAUAGAGCUAUGGAACCAAUUUAUUUGAAACCAGAUUCUGAACCUACUUGGGAGUACACUAGCAUAGAUCUUGCAACCAGCGGAAUCUAUACAGAACAGGACUUGGAGAAAUUACGGGACCAUAUCAUGUUUCCAGCCGAAAAACCAGCUGUUCUGAGCAACGUAGCUCGAGGGUUCACCGGACAUGGAACAAGGACGCAAGGAAUGUCUAUAUCGCAUUUCCUGAAUGAAGAAGUGAUCGAGACAAUAGCCAGAGACACUUGGGAAAAAACUUGGGGAUGGUUUACUGGUUUUGGAACCUUAAGUGCGGGAUUCAUUGGAAUUUGGGUUUUUGUUAAAUUUGCAAAAUUUAUUCUAGACACAAUAUUGCACGGACUAGCUUUACAUACAGUGUAUGGCUGGAGCCUAUGCUUAAUAGGAUCAUUCUGGGAUUCCUUGACCAACUUCUUGCUGCAUCUUGGACGAAACAAAGAGGCGAGAGAUAAAGAUGCAAGUCAACAAACACCUACAGCGCCACAGUCAGACUUGGAAAAAGGAAUUUCCACCAACGCAGAUCAACUAUUACAACAACCUCAACAGAAGAAGACCAUCUAUCCGCAACUGAAAGCAGUAUCACCAGACCAACUCAAGGAUCAGCCAGGACCGAUUUACUACGUACACGUUGAUGAAAACUAAGCAAACCGCUCAGUCUCCAUGCUUCAAGGGGGGAGGUGUUACGUCUCAGCCCUCCAAUAUACGAUACUAGUUAACCCAUACAUAUACACAGCCACUUAUACCCAUGGCCAACCAUAUUAGUAUUGUUAUACCCUAACCUAUACAGACAUUAUACACACACAUAUGUCGAUUAACCGUUUGAUAUAAUUAAUUUUAUUGAUUUAUACUUAUAAGUUUAUACUUUUGUCUUGUUUUAUAUUCCGUUAUAUUAUUGGAAUCUUUAAUUACGUUAUCACUUAUUCGACCGGAAAGAUGUUACGCUUAUUAUUUCUAUCAGGUAUUAUGUUCUUAAGGAAUUUGUCAUACCAAUCCUUUAUUAUGUCUUGAAAUAAAAGAUAAACCUGAAGCUCCUCGAGACUAGCAGUACUCGCGAGGUUUCAGGUACAGAAUUGGAAGACUCAGGUAUGCAACAACAGACAGAUAAUUGUUAGUACUCUGAUUUGUUAAAUGAUCAUUGAGAAAGGGAAUUAAAAACCAAUCAGAUUCAUGAGAAGUAAUAGAAGGGAUAAGAAUCAAAGUCAUUAAAAGGGGUUGGAGAGCCUAAAAAGGAGAGUUUCAGUUCCAGUUGGAGUUCUAGCUCCUGUUC